This is a messenger RNA of Gryllus bimaculatus (two-spotted cricket), 2187 nucleotides long. Lineage: Eukaryota; Metazoa; Arthropoda; Insecta; Orthoptera; Gryllidae. The record is from the annotation of a GenBank genome assembly.
AGGCAAACCCUUCUCGAAUGAUUGCGAAGCCGGGAGCAACGAACCUCGCUCGUUGCGACAUUGAAUAUCGAAACGUAAGGAAAAAUUCAAUUAAGUGAGGGUGGAUACGACAGAUCUUGGGACAGUUCAGUAGAGCAGAGUGCGAACAGUGGGCCAAGUGUUGCACAUCUCCCAUCACGUGACUAAACUGCGAGUAAAAAGACGCCCACUACGACCGGAGCGGGAGUAUGCCUUGUGAUCUCAGCACGAGCGGUAUCUACAAGCCAGGAUCACAGUGCUGGACACCAGAAUCCUCUAUUGGCCCACUAGUUCUCAAGAAAGACUUUAUCAACCCGGAAUUGAAGUUUCCUGCGGAUGUGGAGUGGAAGUGGUUUUCCCGCGUCCACAUUGCUCUUCCGCUAAUUAUAGUUUCCUGCGGAUGUGGAGUGGAAGUGGUUUUCCCGCGUCCCCGCCUUCGCAUUGGAUGCAGUAGGCGAGUGGGAGCACUGCGCAUUCGUUUUGCGCAUCGUAGGAUUCCCUCCCCACCAACAGGCCAGCACUGCCUAAUGGUAGGAUACAUAAUUUCUUUACGUUUAAUCUCACUUCAGUGCGUGAAGGUGACUGUUGCGCAACUGCAUUGCGUAAUGGAUCAACAACAGCAAGGAGUGUCUGUCAUACGUCAUACUGCUGAAGAUUGCGUAAUGGAUAAACCACAGCGAGGAGUGUCUGUCAUACGUCAUACGUCUGAGGUUAUGGGGAGCCUGUGGAACACGAACUCUUUCCACAAUGAAACCAGUGAGUACGGUGCUCCUAGAAUGAAGAGGAAAACGACAAGUCUUCAUUACGCUGCGCACGAUGGAGACUGCUUGAGGAUUGAAAGCCUGUUGGCGGUAGGAUUCGAUAUAGAAGCGAGAGAUGCUUACGACAGAACGCCAUUGCUGAGAGCCGCCCUUAAUGGACAUAUUGACGCCUUUGAUUUACUUCUACGAUAUGGAGCAGACUUCAACGCACGAGAUGAGUGGGAAAGAACUGCGGAACAUCUAGCUGCAAAAAAUGGACACCGGGAACUAUUUUGUUUUAUUUUGGAAUGGGCAGGAGAAGGUACUAUAACGUUUGGGGAAAACAAAAUAUUAAACAGUUUUGCUGAUAUAAAAAUAAGCUGCGCGGCUCUCUACCGACAUCUUUUCUUGUCAGGAGAAAAGUUUUCCUUUGUUUUUACUGGAACUUGUAGAUCUGAAGAUAUGACUAAUGAACUUCACUAUGCGGCUUCGUUCAAAUCAGCGGAAGAAGUAGAAAACUUUUUACUGCGGGGAUACGAUGUAGACCUCCCAGAUGAACGUCGACGUACUGCUUAUCUAAGAGCAGCUUUGUCUGGAAAGGUUUCCGUGUUAGUAAUACUGGAAAAAUACAACGCAAAUAUAACAGCCACUGACAAUUAUGGCCGUUCAGCUGUACAUUUAGCGUCAAAAGAAAACAAGAGUGAAGCCCUUAUACAUCUAUUGAAAGUAGGUGCCGACGCUACAGUGAAAGACGAUUGGUGUCGCCAACCUUUACAUUUAGCUUCUCUUAAAGGGGCGAUGGAAACGCUUAAGAUACUUUUUGACCAUUUAAAAUGCAUAAAAAUUGAGGAGCCACUUCAGUGUGUUGACAAUUAUGAAAGAACACCUUUACAUCUCGCAGCUAAGGAAAACAAGACAAAUAUUAUUCAAUACUUGAUAGAAAAUGGGGCUGAUCCAAAAGCUCCAGACAAUUAUGGUCGAUUACCUCAUCAUAUAGCAGCUUUACACGGACGUAAAGACGCGCUGAAAAUACUUUUGAAAUUUGUUGACAUAAAUUGUGUAGAUAAGUGGGAACACACGGCCUAUUAUCUGGCUGUUUACUAUGAACAUACAGAAGCUGCGAAGUUUCUGUUGGAAAAUGGGGCUGAUCCAGAGGCUGGUUUAUGGUUAGGCGGUGGGAUUUGAAAUAAUUAUAAUAAUAAUGUAGGUUGGUUCAUGGUUUGACUAUGAGAUGAGAAAUAAUAAUUAUACAAAUAAUGACCACUAACAAUUAUUGUAAGUGUACCUUUCACUGAUUCAUUAAAUAAAUAAUUAAAUCUUCUACGACAUUGAUUCCCAUCUCGUUCGGAUGGAUUUUCAUCCAGUUUUCUUUGAUCCAAUGAGCAUAUGCUGAUAUACCCUUUCCUGGUUUUGAUUAUGAACAAAAAAU